AUGAGUGGAAGAGGAAGAAAAGCGGCAGUGCCGAAGAAAAAAGCCAAUGGAUACAAAAUGCCAGCUCCUAUUCCGGCUGGCGAAGUUAUACACGAUACAAUAGCUAAAAAGAAAUGGAGAAUCGGUCCUUCUAUUGGUGUCGGUGGCUUUGGGGAAAUAUACUCAGCUUGCAACCACGAAGGCUCCCCCAAGAAGGGCUCGGAAUAUCCGUUUGUUAUAAAAAUAGAGCCACAUGAAAAUGGCCCACUGUUUGUGGAGAAGCAUUUUUAUAUUAGGAAUGCAAAUAAAGAUGACAUUGCAAAAUUCAUGAAAGAGAAAAAAUUAUCCACUUUUGGAAUGCCAUCUUACUAUGGAAAUGGAUCUCACAAUUUUAAGGGUGAAAAGUAUAGAUAUUUGGUACUUGAGCGGUAUGGCAAAGACUUGUGGAGUUUGUUCAAGGAUUCGGCACGUUCAUUUCCAUCAGCAACUGUCUUUCAAAUAGGUUUGCAAAUGCUAGAUGUUCUAGAAUAUAUUCAUAGUAAAGGUUAUGUCCAUGCAGACAUAAAAGGAGCAAAUAUUCUAUUAGGAAUGAAGAAAGGGACAGAGAACCAAGCAUAUCUUGUUGACUUUGGGCUUGCAUCACGAGUGAAUGAUAAGGAAUUCAAACCAGACCCUAAGUGUGCACAUAACGGCACUAUUGAAUACACAAGCAGGGAUGCACAUUUAGGAGUUUCGACAAUGCGUGGCGAUUUAGAGAUCUUAGGCUACAAUAUGCUGCAAUGGAUUGUUGGUGAGCUGCCAUGGGAGAAAAUGUUAAAACAGCCAAAAACUGUUCAAAGCAUGAAGGAAGCCUUUAUGAAAAAUGUGCGGACAGAAAUCAAAUCUAAAUACAGUGAUGUACCUGAACAACUCAUAAAAUUCUUUGAAUAUAUAAACUCGCUAAAACCAAAGGAAGAAGUUGACCACACAAAAUGCCGACAACUUUUUGAAAGUUACCUGAAAUUACAAGGCAAAACGAAAAGUAGCAAACUUGAAUUCUCAGCAACUAAGAAACGAAAAACCAAGAAAGGUGAUGACGGUACUGAUCCAAAUGGUGAUGAAGUUGAACAGAAUGGUGAUGUACCAUCGAAGAAAGUUAAGAACGGUGAACUGAAAUCCAAAAGAGGACGAAAAGCGAAAAACGAUAAUUCAGAGAAUACUGAACCGGAGAAAAACAAGAGUAUAUUAAAGAAACGGAAAUCGUUGGAACCGUCCUACGUCGUUAAAGUGAAGAAAGCAAAGAUGGCGCCUAAGAGGACGCCACCCGCUAAGAGAAAUCAUGCGAACACAUCGACGCAGACGUCGGCUGAUAAAUAUCAGAGUGUACAGCGACAGGUUUCGUUCGACAGCCCAAUCUGCGAAGUGAUAGGUGAAAAUACGUUAAAAAACUCUAGGAACAACGCGGCCAACACAAGUGCAGACAUGUUCGACGAAUCAUUUACCAUUGAGGACAAAAAGAAACCUAAGAAGCGGCUUCUAUCAAACGAAGAAGUGACCAUGAAGAGGGUUACCCGAAGGAAAGUCACCACAGUUGGUGUAAAACCAAAAGGAAAGUCGUGGAAGGAUAGCCCAGCAGUUGUCAAUGGAAGGUCACCGCCCAAAGCCUGUUAA
Molecule: messenger RNA, 1629 nt
Organism: Leptosia nina
Lineage: Eukaryota; Metazoa; Arthropoda; Insecta; Lepidoptera; Pieridae
Source: the annotation of a GenBank genome assembly